GCCUCACUCGGUAAAGUAAUGAUGAUAAUGACAACAAUGGCGCAUGAAUGGCCUGCUUUCGUUUAAAGCAGAGAUAGUGCUCAUGACUGACCACUUUUGGUCAAACUGCUUGAUAAUGACAGUCACCAGACCAGUGGGCCACUGGAGCAAUAUUUGUGCGAUUAAAAUUUCAUUUAAAACUUCCACCAAAAUUGUCCGCCGACUGCAAGUCAUUGCAUUUCCUUCCUCAUUUCCAACUACUUUCAGCAACCUGAAACUCCAGCUCGUUACGGAUGCGAAACUUUUCGAAGCUUGGUCAGUGGGUACACAGCGCACGCGCAAGCGACUUCAUGCAUGCACGUAUGUGUGUGUGUUUGUUUGAGCAAAGCAGUAAAGUAAUGUGAUCGCGUUCAAGCGAGCAGCUGAAAGCCAAGUUUACAAUAGCCUUAUAACAACAACAAUGAAGGCAAAAAAGCAUUACAUUUUCGAAACUGCAAUACCAUGUCACUAACAUACACACAUGAAUAUACAGAUGUAAGUCUCAAUGUAUUUACCGAAAUAUAUUUACCGUGUGUGGCAAUGUCCAAGUCGCGGGCCAAGUCAAUAAAACCGUUGCCUUCAGCGGCUCAGUCGAAUUUUCGUGCUUGAACGUGCGCAUGCGCAUGCGCUGUAACAUCGCAACAGUUAUCGCAGAGAGUAAAUAUAUCAUUUCUUAAAUUUAAUUCAGUUAAAUACGCCAAAUUGAUUUUGAAGCGCUUAACAUGUUGCCUAUUGUGACACAGUUGAAGAUUUUCUUAUUGCUCUUUGUGCUCCACACACAAGCGCAUCCGAUUACCAACAACAAUGAUGCAGCGCUUGCGCAAUCUGCAGUGGACAAUACCAAGCUUUUGUUUGAGGUCAAUGGUGGCACCGUCCAAAACACGCCCAUCGCAGAAGACACGGCGACGGCUGGCGACAGUAGUCCAGACUUUCGCGUCGACGAAGCGCAGUUGGCGGAGUACACGGUGCAUUCGCAAGCCGAGGAAGGCGGUAGCAGCAGCUCGGGUGGAUUUAGGAUCUCUUUGUUGCCGUCGCAAGAAAAGACUGCCGAGUCAGUUAAUCUGGAACAAGAAGGCAUACCGUCGAAGGUGCUUAGCACAUAUGACAAGACGCAGAAGAAGGUGGCCGAUUUGACCAAUCUGGAACCUAUUGUGGACACCAUUAGUGAGCAUGAGAAAUAUGGCAAUAACGGUGAUAUGUUUGAUGGCAUAGCGCGCUCAAUUGUGAACGGUUACGAGGCUUUUUCGAAUCUCCUUAACGCUUUAAUACAGAAACCGAAGGAUAUCGCUCGUUCUAUUUCGAAGGGCAUUACGGCACAGCUGGAUGUUAUUGGUGGCAAAAUUGUUGGAUUAUGAAAAUAGCACCGAUAUUAUUGUAAAGUUUAGUUAUCUUUAAGUUACAAGUAGUUGUUGAUUGUUUAUGUUAUUUUUAUUGUAUUUUUAAUUUUCAAUAAAUAAUUUAUUAGUUGUUUUAACAUAUAAUUGUUGUUUUUUUGGUUUAGAUGGAUAAAUUCUAUAAGACAAGCAAUUUCAAUUGUUAUUGAGCAACUUUUUUGAGUAAUCAAAAUAUUAUUUUAGAAACAUCAAUGCCGAACCAAAUCAAGUAGGAAUGUUUUACCAUUAUCAAGUUAAUAAUUAUUCUAAAAUUGUAGUUAAUUGUAAAGUAAUAUGAAAUUUUUUCACUUUUUAAAAAAAUGCAGGUAAAUUUUUCUUCGAGCUGCAUGUAAAUGUAUGCUGAAUAGUCUUAAAUUCAUUUACUAUUUAUUUAUUAAAUUAAUUUAUCUUUUUGUAGCUGCAAUUAUUUGGCUAAGAAUUGGAGUUUUGGAUUAUUUAAUAAAUUGCUUUUAUAUAACUUUUUUGCAUUGCUUCAAAGGAUUCUAAAUAUUAUAUA
This is a messenger RNA of Bactrocera dorsalis (oriental fruit fly), 1908 nucleotides long. RefSeq lists its product as uncharacterized. The coding region runs from base 741 to 1373 and encodes 210 amino acids. The record is from RefSeq and is a predicted model, not a curated record. The transcript has 4 exons. Lineage: Eukaryota; Metazoa; Arthropoda; Insecta; Diptera; Tephritidae.